Pollicipes pollicipes is the source of this 348-nucleotide messenger RNA. Its product is annotated as transmembrane protein 43-like. Lineage: Eukaryota; Metazoa; Arthropoda; Thecostraca; Pollicipedomorpha; Pollicipedidae. Gene Ontology annotation, biological process: lipid metabolic process; nuclear membrane organization. The record is from RefSeq and is a predicted model, not a curated record. The coding region runs from base 1 to 348 and encodes 115 amino acids. Gene Ontology annotation, cellular component: nuclear inner membrane. The transcript is spliced from 3 exons.
AUGAACGCCACAGUGGUGAACGCCGCCUUCCGUGCGCUAGAAUCGCCCAACGCCUCAAAAAUGCGUGUGAGCGUGGUGGGGAAGCAGGAAGGUGACGCGCUGGUGCCAUACCACACCUCCAACGGGCAUCGGCUGCUGCUGCUCCAGCCAGGCCGCCGCAGCCACCAGGACAUCUUCUCGGACGAGCUGGCGCAAAACCGCGCGCUCACCUGGUGGCUGCGCGGCGGCGGCUGGCUGCUGUGCUUUGUCGGCCUCAGCUGCCUCACCAACAUCCUGAACGUGCUGGUGAGCCGGUUCCCUGUGGUGCGGGACGUGGUGGCACUGGGUGUCAACGUCACUCAACGCUAG